Schistosoma rodhaini is the source of this 871-nucleotide messenger RNA. The record is from the annotation of a GenBank genome assembly. Lineage: Eukaryota; Metazoa; Platyhelminthes; Trematoda; Strigeidida; Schistosomatidae.
AUAAGUAUCAAGUCAGCCCUUAUGCAAACACUCGGUGUUAGAUAACUAGAGCACUUAAUUGUUUUACUACAUAAAUGAACAGUUACUAAUGUGUAACACGGUUACACAGUAUCAAAUGAAUGGUGAUGAACUGUUCGGUCAGUUUGUCUUUCCUAACGGAGACUAUUACGAAGGUCAGUAUGCUAUGAGAGAAUCAGGAAUUGUACGACACGGAAGGGGCAAAUUUAUUGGAAACUUUAGAAAACGGAUGUCAGAUGUAACAAUAUCGAAUUCAAAUAGCCAAUCGUAUAAAAGUUUGUCAGACGUCAUUCCUGAAUUCUUAAACGGAGACAAUUUUGACGCUUCAACGUUAAGUGAUCUAUUUGGAGAAAAUUUAAUUGAUCAAGGAUACUACUCGGGAGAAUGGGUGAAUGAUAAAAUUGAAGGAUUUGGGAAAGUGAAAUUCGCAUCUGGAUCUUAUUAUGAGGGCGGUUUCAAAGACAAUAAAAUGGAUGGUUUAGGUAUAUAUUAUUGGCCUAAUGGAUAUAUAUUAAAAGCACAAUUUGAACAAAAUAAUAUACAAAGUAAUUCAUUGAUAGAAAUAAUUGAUCCAGAUGGUAAACAAUGGACUGGACGAUUUAAACAAUCCCAUCAACAAAAAUUAAAUGAAAAAGAUAAAAAUUUUAAUGAAACUCAAAUGUUUUUUAAUUUAAAUGAAUAUUAAAAACAAAAUUAAUUUAAAUAUAACUUAUUCAAAUUUGUAUCUUUUUAAUUUUUUUUCUAUUUUCGAAAUGACAUUGAAUGGUUGUUGUUGUUAUGGUGAUGGCGGUGGUGGUCUUUUUAAAUAUUGUUUUUUCAAACUAUUUUAGGGUGAAUUAAUUGAAAAUUUUGA